GAAACAACUACACCAGCCACAACAACUGAGAGCACAACUACAACUGAAACAACUACACCAGCCACAACAACUGAGAGCACAACUGUUAGUACAACAGAGACAACUACACCAGCCACAACAACUGAGAGCACAACUGUUAGUACAGCUGAAACAACUACACCAGCCACAACAACUGAGAGCACAACUACAACUGAAACAACUACACCAGCCACAACAACUGAGAGCACAACUGUUAGUACAACUGAAACGACUACACCAGCCACAACAACUGAGAGCACAACUGUUAGUACAACUGAAACAACUACACCAGCCACAACAACUGAGAGCACAACUGUUAGUACAACUGAAACGACUACACCAGUCACAACAACUGAGAGCACAACUAGCACAACUACAACUGAAACAACUACACCAGCCACAACAACUGAGAGCACAACUGUUAGUACAACUGAAACAACUACACCAGCCACAACAACUGAGAGCACAACUGUUAGUACAACAGAGACAACUACACCAGCCACAACAACUGAGAGCACAACUGUUAGUACAGCUGAAACAACUACACCAGCCACAACAACUGAGAGCACAACUACAACUGAAACAACUACACCAGCCACAACAACUGAGAGCACAACUGUUAGUACAACUGAAACAACUACACUGGCUACUACAACUGAGAGCACAACUGUUAGUACAACUGAAACGACUACACCAGUGACAACAACUGAGAGCACAACUGUUAGUACAACAGAGACAACUACACCAGCCACAACAACUGAGAGCACAACUGUUAGUACAGCUGAAACAACUACACCAGCCACAACAACUGAGAGCACAACUACAACUGAAACAACUACACCAGCCACAACAACUGAGAGCACAACUGUUAGUACAACUGAAACAACUACACCAGCCACAACAACUGAGAGCACAACUGUUACCACAACAACUGAGAGCACAACUACAACUGAAACAACUACACCAGCCACAACAACUGAGAGCACAACUGUUAGUACAACUGAAACAACUACACCAGCCACAACAACUGAGAGCACAACUGUUAGUACAACAGAGACAACUACACCAGCCACAACAACUGAGAGCACAACUGUUAGUACAGCUGAAACAACUACACCAGCCACAACAACUGAGAGCACAACUACAACUGAAACAACUACACCAGCCACAACUGAGAGCACAACUGUUAGUACAACUGAAACAACUACACCAGCCACAACAACUGAGAGCACAACUGUUAGUACAACUGAAACAACUACACCAGCCACAACAACUGAGAGCACAACUGUUAGUACAACUGAAACAACUACACCAGCCACAACAACUGAGAGCACAACUGUUAGUACAACUGAAACAACUACACCAGCCACAACAACUGAGAGCACAACUGUUAGUACAACUGAAACAACUACACCAGCCACAACAACUGAGAGCACAACUGUUAGUACAACUGAAACAACUACACCAGCCACAACAACUGAGAGCACAACUGUUAGUACAACUGAAACAACUACACCAGCCACAACAACUGAGAGCACAACUGUUAGUACAACUGAAACAACUACACCAGCCACAACAACUGAGAGCACAACUGUUAGUACAACUGAAACAACUACACCAGCCACAACAACUGAGAGCACAACUGUUAGUACAACUGAAACAACUACACCAGCCACAACAACUGAGAGCACAACUGUUAGUACAACUGAAACAACUACACCAGCCACAACAACUGAGAGCACAACUGUUAGUACAACUGAAACAACUACACCAGCCACAACAACUGAGAGCACAACUGUUAGUACAACUGAA
Pimephales promelas (fathead minnow) is the source of this 1830-nucleotide messenger RNA. The record is from RefSeq and is a predicted model, not a curated record. Lineage: Eukaryota; Metazoa; Chordata; Actinopteri; Cypriniformes; Leuciscidae.